Colletotrichum paranaense is the source of this 1653-nucleotide messenger RNA. Its product is annotated as allantoinase. The record is from RefSeq and is a predicted model, not a curated record. Gene Ontology annotation, biological process: purine nucleobase catabolic process. NCBI's taxonomy places the organism in Eukaryota, Fungi, Ascomycota, Sordariomycetes, Glomerellales, Glomerellaceae. Gene Ontology annotation, molecular function: allantoinase activity. Gene Ontology annotation, cellular component: cytoplasm. Bases 1 to 1653 code for a protein of 550 amino acids. The transcript is spliced from 2 exons.
AUGACGGCCUCUCAAGAUACCACCACACCCCUCGUGGUCCUUGUCUCGACGCGGGCAGUCCUCACCUUUGAACAAGACAACCUCGUCCUCACACCCGCAACGAUAACAGUCUCGCCCACCACCGGAAAGAUCGUCAACAUCGUCCCGGCAGUCCUGCCAAAGACCUCCUUCCCGGCCUCCACUGAGUACAUCAACUACGGCUCAAAGCUCCUGUUACCUGGUCUCGUAGAUGCUCAUGUCCACCUCAACGAACCCGGCCGCACGGAAUGGGAGGGUUUUUGGACGGGUACGCGGGCCGCUGCCUCUGGCGGUGUGACGACCGUCGUCGACAUGCCUCUCAACGCUAUCCCACCCACCACGACGGUGGCCGGCUUCAAGGAAAAGCUUGCUGCGAGUAAAGGACAGUGCUGGGUUGACGUUGGUUUCUAUGGCGGUGUGAUUCCCGGAAACGCUGAUGAUCUGCUGCCCCUUGUCGAGGCCGGUGUCAGAGGCUUCAAAGGAUUCUUGAUCGAGUCUGGAGUUGAUGAAUUCCCAGCAGUCUCAUCGCAAGACGUGGCCCUCGCCAUGAAGAAGCUCAACGGCACACCCACGACGCUCAUGUUCCACGCCGAGAUGAUCCCUCCCAUCUCCGACUCGGUAGGCGACGCGGUCCAACAGUCGGAGCCGCCGCUGGCUCCCACCGGCGAGCUCAACUCAUAUAAGACCUUCCUCGAGUCCCGCCCGCCUUCGUUCGAGACGUAUGCUGUCGAGGAGAUCCUGUCCCUGGCCCACCUCGCGCCGGACCUCCACCUCCACAUUGUCCAUCUCUCAGCCACACAGGCCAUCCCCCUGCUCAAGGAUGCCAGAGCCAAAGGCAUCAACAUCACGGCCGAGACGUGCUUCCACUAUCUCGGCUUCGCAUCGGAAGACAUUGCCGACGGCGACACCCGCCACAAGUGCUGCCCUCCUAUUCGUGAGCGAUCCAACCGCGACGGGCUCUGGGAGGAACUCGUGGCAAAGGAUUCGUGCAUCAAGACCAUCGUCUCGGACCACUCGCCGUGUACGCCGCAGCUGAAGCUCCUCCCGAGCCACCUCGAGACUCGCACCCCGCCCGAAAGCCACUCCCCCAACAUGCACCACUCGGAUUCCGGUAUCGAUAUGACGAUCCCCGGCGAGAGCAUGGACAAGAUCCUCGCGGAGAAGACGCUAGAGGACGCGGCGGUGGCCGUGGCGGACGCGAGCUCGCGGGGCGACUUCUUCGCCGCGUGGGGCGGUAUUUCAUCCGUGGGUCUGGGUCUACCUAUCGUCUACUCCGAGGCGGUGGCGCGCAUCGCUGCUGAGGGUGAGAGUGCGGCGCCGUCGAUUGUUGAUAUUGUGCGGUUGUGCAGUCAGUCGACGGCGAAGCAGGUUGGUCUUGCGCACCGCAAGGGCGCGCUCAAGGUUGGUAUGGAUGCUGAUAUCUGCGUGUUUGACGAUGCGGACGCGUGGACACUCAGGUCUGGGGAUAUGCGGUGGAAGAACCGCUGCUCGCCGUGGGAGGGUCAUGAGUUUGCUGGUCGGGUAAAGGAGACGUGGGUCAGAGGCCGCAAGGUGUUUGAGUUUGGAGGAAAGAAUCUUGGAUUUGUUGGUGAGAGCCCGGUUGGUGAGGCUAUUACGGAAAAGCGCAUGGCGUAG